This is a messenger RNA of Equus quagga, 1599 nucleotides long. It is a transcript of the gene RBM46, whose product is annotated as RNA binding motif protein 46. The coding region runs from base 1 to 1599 and encodes 532 amino acids. Gene Ontology annotation, molecular function: mRNA binding. Gene Ontology annotation, cellular component: nucleus. Lineage: Eukaryota; Metazoa; Chordata; Mammalia; Perissodactyla; Equidae. The record is from RefSeq and is a predicted model, not a curated record. The transcript has 4 exons.
AUGAAUGAAGAAAGCAUAGACGGAACAAAUGGAUGCAAUAAAGUCCGAACUGGCACUCAGAAUGAAGCAGCGUUACUUGCUUUGAUGGAAAAGACUGGUUACAACAUGGUUCAAGAAAAUGGGCAAAGGAAGUUUGGUGGUCCCCCUCCAGGUUGGGAAGGUCCACCUCCACCUAGAGGCUGUGAAGUUUUUGUAGGAAAAAUACCUCGUGAUAUGUAUGAAGAUGAGUUAGUUCCUGUAUUUGAAAGAGCCGGGAAGAUAUAUGAAUUUCGACUUAUGAUGGAAUUUAGUGGUGAAAAUCGAGGUUAUGCUUUUGUGAUGUACACUACAAAAGAAGAAGCCCAGUUAGCCAUCAGAAUUCUUAAUAAUUAUGAGAUUCGACCAGGGAGGUUUAUUGGUGUGUGUGUAAGCUUGGAUAAUUGCAGGUUAUUUAUUGGAGCUAUUCCCAAGGAAAAGAAGAAAGAAGAAAUUUUGGAUGAAAUGAAGAAAGUUACAGAAGGAGUUGUAGAUGUCAUUGUUUAUCCAAGUGCAACUGAUAAGACCAAAAAUCGAGGUUUUGCGUUUGUUGAAUACGAAUCUCACAGAGCUGCUGCUAUGGCUAGGAGGAAACUAAUUCCAGGAACAUUCCAACUGUGGGGCCAUACCAUUCAGGUAGAUUGGGCUGACCCAGAGAAAGAGGUUGAUGAGGAAACCAUGCAGAGAGUUAAAGUUCUCUAUGUAAGAAAUUUAAUGAUCUCAACUACAGAGGAAACAAUUAAAGCAGAAUUCAAUAAAUUCAAACCUGGUGCAGUUGAACGAGUAAAGAAACUUAGAGAUUAUGCUUUUGUUCACUUUUUCAACCGAGAAGAUGCGGUGGCUGCUAUGUCUGUUAUGAAUGGAAAAUGCAUUGAUGGAGCAAGUAUCGAGGUAACACUGGCAAAACCAGUAAAUAAAGAAAACACAUGGAGACAGCAUCUUAAUGGUCAGAUUAGCCCCAAUUCUGAAAACCUGAUUGUGUUUGCUAACAAAGAAGAGAACCAUCUAAAAACUGUAGGCAAGCCACCCACUCUUCCAGCUCGUCUCAAUGGUCAGCAUAGCCCAAGCCCCCCUGAAAUCGAAAGAUGCACUUACCCAUUUUUUCCUGGAACAAAGCUUACUCCAAUUAGUAUGUAUUCUUUAAAAUCUAAUCAUUUCAGUUCUGCAGUAAUGCAUUUGGAUUAUUACUGCAACAAAAAUAAUUGGCCACCACCAGAAUAUUAUUUAUAUUCAACAAGUCAAGAUGGGAAAGUACUCUUGGUAUAUAAAAUUGUUAUUCCUGCUAUCGCAAAUGGAUCCCAGAGUUACUUCAUGCCAGACAAACUAUGUACGACGUUAGAAGAUGCAAAGGAACUGGCAGCCCAGUUUACAUUACUUCAUUUGGACUACAAUUUCCGUCGCAGCUCAAUAAAUAGUCUUUCCCCUGUUAGUGCUACCCUCUCUUCUGGGACUCCCAGCGUGCUUCCUUAUACUUCAAGGCCUUAUUCUUAUCCAAGCUAUUCCUUGUCACCAGCAAUAUCACUUGCUAAUGGCAGCCAUGUUGGACAGCGAUUAUAUAUCUCCAAUCAGGCCUCAUUCUUCUGA